AUGGCACCAAAAAGAAGAGUCAGCGCACCUGCGGGUCGUGUUUACAAGUCUAGUACCCCUCUGCUUCAGACCAAACUGCCAGUUCCCAAGAAAAGGAUCACAUAUGGGAAACAAGCGGGACCUCGGGUCCCAAAAGUCGAUAAUACCCUGACCCAGAUGGAUUUUGUGUUUAUGGACCGUCUGGACAAUGACGAAAACGAGGAUGAGCGGGACGAGGAAACUGGAUUUGACGCGACAGAAGAACAGGAUAUGGUUGAGAAGGCAUCGAGGAAGCGGAGUCGGAAGAGAAGGAAGACUACUGGUGAUGGGCCUUCCGCGACUCCUCAGUAUCAUACGCAGACUAUCACUCAGCUUGACUGGAGCUUUAGCUCAGCAUAUGAUGAAGAGGAGGACGUUACAGCCGAGGAACCUUCGAAGGGCGAAAAUGCGAAGGGACUGCCUACAGAACAACAGGAGGAGGAGCCAGAGCGUGAUAUCUUUAAUAGACCAACUUCAUCUCAAUCUAAACCUUUGAGGAAAUCGAAGCGUGUUACAGAAUCAAAGAACAAAUCGCCCACGAAACCACAGUUGGAACCCAAAGCAAACCCUUCAUAUUCUAUGCCUCCGCCUCAGACUCCCCGGCGCCGAUUGCCACGCGAAAUUCCUUCCUCUCAGUCUCCGGCCACACCUAUUUCGGGAACUCGGACACCUCUGAGAGAGCAUCCUAUAAACAGUACACCCAUACCUUUCUCUACUGGUAGGACCUUGCAUUCGAGUCCUCUGAAGCGUCCACCGCUUGUGGUACAAGACACGUUCGAGACUACCACAGAUACCAGUACGCAGAUACGUUCAACUCCUUCCAAGCGCUCUAGUCCCGCGAAAAGUGUUAGAUUUUAUAUACCUGAAGAACAAUCAAAUGGAUCUGGGGUAGAGGAAAAUCUAAAUACGGCAGAUGCAGGCGAUGAUCAUCAUCCACUGUCUCCAUCUUACGAGAAAGGAUCUGAUAUAUUCCAGCAGUCGAAUACACCGGGGCCCCAGCCAUUUGCAGAAAUACAAGAUUCCGACGCAGAAGAAUAUGAAGAGCAGGACGACGAGUCUCAAGUAGAAGACUUGGCCGCAUCGUCUCCGACACACGACUUGGAACCAGUUAAUGACCAGGUUCACAUUGAACAAACAGCUGUUGUUUCAGCGGAGGAGGCAUUGGUGGAUGGAGAGUCAUCGGCGGACCGCGACAGUGGUUCAACAUUAGUUACAGAUUCUGUGAUACCAAAUACGGGCACUGACGAUGGUGGUGCGGAAACGUGCUACGGCGAAAUUGGCCUAGAAACACAAUUUGGAUUUGACCAACUUCAUACCUCCAGCGUCGACAAAAACAUUCCAAGUGGUCACGACGUACUUACCGAGGAAGCCGAUCAACCUUCAAGUCAAUCUUCAAUGAUCCGGACUCAAAUGGAAAGUCAACGUCUCUCCACUCAACAAGUGUAUGCAAUGAAACCUAGAACAAUAGACUCGGAUAUCUUUAUCUCUGUAGCACACACACAAGUUUUAGAAUUCUUGGAUAGAAGCAGAGACCAUCUUACCAGGGCUUGGGAAAUUCCACCAAGGACGUCGAGAAUAUGGAUGUACGAACCUAAGCCAGCGUCGAUCCUCCGAUAUAUGGCAGAGAUCGGUCCCAUUAAACGGCCAGGCCAUCUUACCAAUGAGGAUGGGAAAGGAAAUGCAGACUUCAACAAAAAGAAGGCCAGCAGCAAGUGGACGGCUUGUGAGAUCAUCGAAAUCUAUGAGCUUGCCGAUCCACUCUCUUUAUCCAGGCUCCAAGCCAGCGAAUGGCUGAUGCAAGGCCCCAGGAAGUUCGAUAGGGUUCCGCCAGCUGUGCUUGACCAGUUGAUGGCCAACUUAAUGGCGCCUAUUUUUGCCACGGCAGAGGAUGAAAUUCUUCCUUCCUCUAGAACUGACACCCAAGAGGUAGAAGCCCAACUUAUGAGUACAACCCAGCAAUACCACGGAUCGAGCGCCCAGAACUCAUCGACAUCUGUUCCGCUUUCAUCUAUGCCGUCCAGUCCACCUCUCAAGUACCAGGUCAAAACGGUAGUUGGCCACGUUGACAGGUCCUCUCGUGAUAUUUCUACGGCCUCGGAGCACAGCACUGAAAGUCAUCGUUCUAACAUUUCUGCUCUUGAAAUUGUGACCGAAAGCUUGGAAGAUGAAGAAAGGAUACCAUCUAGCCAGCAUUCAACCCCUAGAAAAGGCACACAGAUUCGUCCUUCUCAGGCAACAACUGUCGAUCUUACCCAGACACAAGAUCUAACUCCUCGCCAGCAAUCACCCAACGAAGUUGUCUUUGAAUCGCCAGUGCGGGUUGCUCGCUCGAGCUCGCCACUCAGACUUCCAACACCUAGGAAAUCUCAUAAUCGUGAGCAAGAAGCACCAGAGUCGCUCGUGCCUUUCUCUAUGGCAUCAUCACAGCUUUUGAAUAGGAUGGAAGCGUUGCCGGAUAGCUUAUUGGCGGAUAGUGUGUUCGUCGAGCCACCGUUUGUUGUAGAUUCUGAUGACGACUUGGAUGAUUAA
Messenger RNA from Glarea lozoyensis ATCC 20868, 2547 nucleotides. RefSeq lists its product as uncharacterized. The transcript has a single exon. NCBI's taxonomy places the organism in Eukaryota, Fungi, Ascomycota, Leotiomycetes, Helotiales, Helotiaceae. Bases 1 to 2547 code for a protein of 848 amino acids. The record is from RefSeq and is a predicted model, not a curated record.